AUGGCGGGGCUCGGCUGCCUGGCAUUGCUGCUGCCUGUCCUGCUGGCCUAUGCUGGGGGUCACCCAGUGCCCGGGAAGACAGGUUUCCACAAGCUGUUGCUGAUCUCCUUUGAUGGUUUCCGCUGGAACUAUGACCAGGAUGUGGACACCCCCAACAUGGACCGCCUGGCCAGGGAGGGCGUGAAGGCCAAGUACCUGACGCCUCCUUUCGUGACCAUGACCUCUCCAUCGCACUUCACCACCAUCUCAGGUCGCUGGAUUGAAGACCAUGGAGUCAUCCACAACAUGAUGUUUAACACGGAGACACAGUGGAAAUACUCCUUCAAGACCACCCAGAACAAGACAGAGUGGUGGGACAAUGGUGUGCUUCCCCUCUGGAUCACAGCCCAGAGGCAGGGGAGAAAAACGGCGUCAUUCCAUUACCCCGGAGGAGGGGCCAAGUACCAGGGCGAAGCAGUCCAGAGAUCCCUCGUGGAAUCGUACACCCACCCUGACAGCAACGAGACGGAGUGGAGGGAGAACAUCGACAUCGUCAUGAACUGGUUCACCAAGGAGGACUUUGACUUUGUGACCCUCUACUAUGGAGAGCCAGACAAUGUGGGGCAUCGGGUGGGGCCGGAGACACAGGACAGGAGGGUGAUGAUUCAGCAGAUUGACAGAACCCUCGGGUACCUAGUGGAGGCCAUCGAGAGGCACGGUUUGACCGAGCACCUCAAUGUCAUCAUCACGUCGGACCACGGCAUGACCACGGUAAAGAAGAAGCCUGACGUCACCGAGAUCCUCUUGAGGAACUACAUCAGUUUCAACGACUUGGUCAAGUUUCAUAUUGUGGACUAUGGUGGCUUUGGGAUGCUCCUCCCCAAACCAGGGCAAGAGGAGGCCCUUUACCAGGCACUGAAGGACGCGCAUCCCCACCUCAAGGUCUACAAGAAGGAGGACUUUCCAGAACACUUUCAUUAUGCCAAACAUGAACGGGUGCUGCCCAUCCUGAUGUACGCCGACUCUGGUUACAAUAUUAACGCGCAACUUAUAAUCUAUUUCAACAAAGGAGAUCACGGCUUCGACAAUGCCCUCAUGGACAUGAAGACCAUCUUCAGAGCCUUUGGGCCUGACUUCAAGAAGAAUCACCUGGCAGAGCCUUUUGACAGCAUCCACAUCUACCCCCUGAUGUGCAAGCUCCUGGGAGUGGCCCCCGAACCUCACAACGGCUCUCUGGCGGUCACCCAGGACAUGCUCCUGGACCCUCGUGACCUGCAGUCAGGAGAGGAGACACAGAGGGCAUCCACUCUCCGCAAUACAGGGAUCGGGCUCGGGGUCGUCACAGGCAUUGUCUUGCUUCUGUUCGUCUCCAGUGUGGCAUACACUGCCGUCCGGCGGAAAAAGCAGUGA
Molecule: messenger RNA, 1389 nt
Organism: Elephantulus edwardii (Cape elephant shrew)
Lineage: Eukaryota; Metazoa; Chordata; Mammalia; Macroscelidea; Macroscelididae
Product: ectonucleotide pyrophosphatase/phosphodiesterase family member 7-like
Exons: 5
Coding region: 1-1389 (462 amino acids)
Source: RefSeq, a predicted model, not a curated record